This is a messenger RNA of Pollicipes pollicipes, 1110 nucleotides long. Its product is annotated as neuroendocrine protein 7B2. Gene Ontology annotation, cellular component: secretory granule. Lineage: Eukaryota; Metazoa; Arthropoda; Thecostraca; Pollicipedomorpha; Pollicipedidae. Gene Ontology annotation, molecular function: enzyme regulator activity. Gene Ontology annotation, biological process: regulation of hormone secretion; neuropeptide signaling pathway. The record is from RefSeq and is a predicted model, not a curated record. The transcript has 7 exons. The coding region runs from base 139 to 927 and encodes 262 amino acids.
GAUCGGUCGCGGGCGCAGUGGGGACCGGGGCCGGGAUCAGGCCGGGGCAACAGCCGGGCGGGGCCGGUGCUGCCGGCCAACGGGGUACCGCCGGCAACUCAGGCGGCGCGUUCUGUUGCAGGACCACAGGGGCACGCCAUGCUGUACCUGCUGCUGGCCGGCCUGCUGGCCGUCGCAUAUGCUGGACCGCAUCUGCAGAACCCGUACAGUCUGACGGACGUCUUCCUGCAGAAUGUGCUGCAGCGGUACGAGCCGAAGGACUACCCGGCCUCCGACUACAUGGAUGUCAUGGAGCGAGUGCUUCGCCAGCCGGGCCUCCAGUAUGACGACAUGCCCGGCCCCCCGGGCGUCCCCGGCGGCUACGGCAUGGUGGACUACGACUACAAGCAGGCGGCGCCGAGUCUGCGAGACCAGGAGUUCCUGCAGCACAGCAGUCUCUGGGGAAACCAGUAUGUUACAGUUCCGUUUUCGUCCGCAGGCGGCGCUGGGGAGGGCAGCCAGCACCUGCGGCCUGAGGGCAGCAUCAAGAACACGCAGGUGACCAAGACGGACGGCGUGCUGCCGGCGUACUGCGAGCCGCCCAACCCCUGCCCGCUGGGGUACACAGCCUCGGAUGGCUGUCUGGAGACGUUCGAGAACACGGCCGCCUUCAGCCGCAAGUACCAGGCACGCCAGGAGUGCAUGUGCGACACGGAGCACAUGUUCAACUGCCCGGACUCCACCAGCGACAGCGAGAUCUCGGCGCUGGCCAGGUCAAUAACAAAUAAAGGCUUGGAGGAGUCUGCUCUGAACAGCAUUAUGAUGGACCCGGAGAAAACCAAGGUUGUGGCCAAGAAGUUCCAUGUUAGCAAGAAGGCCAAUCCGUAUCUGGACGGAGAGCGUCUGCCCGUGGCGGCCAAGAAGGGCGGCGGCAGUCCGCGAGGCUAGGCGCGCCCCGGCGCCGCCAGGGGGCCCAACGUCGCCACACAUGGUCUAUUUUGAAUGGCGACUCUUCUGGGUGUUUCGAAUCGUCGUCGGUGAUGUGUGUCGCUUGGAGCUUAUAUUUUAGCCGGUAGCUUCUAGUUUCCGUGUCGAGACGCCGCUGCGCCGCGCGGUUCGCCGGCCACCGCC